Messenger RNA from Maylandia zebra (zebra mbuna), 666 nucleotides. The record is from RefSeq and is a predicted model, not a curated record. NCBI's taxonomy places the organism in Eukaryota, Metazoa, Chordata, Actinopteri, Cichliformes, Cichlidae.
AUGUCGACACAAACUCAAGGUGUCCAUGACUCCAGGGUGAAAUACAGCAGAGGGACCCAUGAGGAUGGAAGAGGAAGAGAGCAAAUCGAGGUGGAGAUGUUAGACGAUGGAGAGCAGAACCCUGCUGGUGGAUUACAAGAAGCUGAUGAACACACCCAGAGAAAGCUUCCAGCUGUGGACAGCAGCUGUUUCAGAGCGUUUGAAGUGACCCUGGGAGUGCUGUAUCUGCUGAUUCUGGCUGGAAUCUUAACACGCUAUGCUUUGAACAAGAGUGAAAACAACAAACUUCACUUCAAACACAAUAAACUGAACCACAGUUACAACGAGCUACAGACUGAACAUCAAGAGACAAAACGACUCAACAGUCAGUUACAGGAAGAAGUGAAGAAGCUGAAGGAGAAGAUAGAAGAGAAGUGUCCUGAAGGAUGGAUGAGGUUUGGAUGCAGCUGUUACUUUAAAUCCACUGAGAAGAAAACUUGGUCUGACAGCAGGAGAGCCUGUCAGGAUAAAGGAGCUGAUCUGGUGAUGAUAAACAGCAAAGAGGAACAGGAAUUUGUCAAUGAACUGAACCUGAGAGGAGAGUCCUGGAUUGGUCUGGAAGCCAAACAGACAUCAGGAGGAUAUGAAUGGGAAUGGGUGGACGGAUCAGCGCUGACAGAAACGUGA